Molecule: messenger RNA, 1185 nt
Organism: Phragmites australis (common reed)
Lineage: Eukaryota; Viridiplantae; Streptophyta; Magnoliopsida; Poales; Poaceae
Product: ATP synthase delta chain, chloroplastic-like
Exons: 2
Coding region: 178-816 (212 amino acids)
Biological process (GO): photosynthetic electron transport in photosystem II; photosynthetic electron transport in photosystem I; proton motive force-driven ATP synthesis
Cellular component (GO): chloroplast thylakoid membrane
Molecular function (GO): proton-transporting ATP synthase activity, rotational mechanism
Source: RefSeq, a predicted model, not a curated record
CCCCCCCCCCCUCCCCGCCGGCUUAUCUGCUCCUCACCCCGCUAGCUAUUACCCCCUCCGCUGCCCCGCACGACACCUCCUGCCGCACUCUUCUGCUCCCGUUGGCUUCUUCUCUUCCUCGCUGCUCCCUCAGAUCACCCGCUUCUUGUGCCGAGCUCUGCUCUACUACGCAGAGCGAUGAACAUCUUGAACCAGCCCAUCAACCCCGGCGGCCACCCGGUGUUCCCAGCGGCCAAGGACAGCGGCCAGCUGAUGCCGGCCUCGGUGCGCUUCGACGGCGUGCCGGCGCAGCCGAGCACGGCGGCCGCGGGGUGGUCCCACGCGCACUCCCCAAGGUGGCAGGCGCAGACGCUGCGCCGGGCCAGCAGCUACGUCGGCAUCGAGCGCGACGGGGCCACCGCCGUCCCAGCCGCUGCCCCUGCGCCGCCGUUCAAGCCGCUCACGCUCGACUUCCUGCGGUCGCUCCUGGACAGGGACGGCGGCGUGAGCUCCGUCGCGGAAGCCGAGGGCGGCGCCGCGCCGCCAGCACCUCCGCCGCAGCUGCUCGCGCUGAGGGUGGUCGUGACCUCCGCAGUGGAGCUGGAGGCGCCCCAGACCGAGCUCAUCGCGCGCAAGAUGCGCCGGAUAACCGGGUUUGUGAACCUCACGGUUGAGAACGUCGUGGACCCGUCGCUGAUCGCCGGCUUCAUCAUCUGCUACGGCACCGGUGACUCUCACGUCAUCGACCUCAGCGUCAAGGGCCAGCUUGCCGCGCUCAAGAACCGCGUCGACUCCAUCGACCAGAGCGCCCACGCCCUCGGAAAUCUACACCACUGAUCGAACGCCUGGUGAAUUCAAGCGAAGCGCGCCAUCGCUACACUGUGCUAUGCACGACAAUAGCACUGCCCCCAUGAUCAUGGAACUAUAUAUAGAACCAAACGCCAUGCCAACAACAGUUUUCCUUUGUAAUGUUGUUGUAAAUCGCGAGAAACAAGCCACAUAGCUUCAGCUGAGCAUAUAUAUAAGUCUGUAUUGCUACUUCUUGUUGUAUAUGAUCGAUGCGGAAACAGCAGCUUUUGCGGUGUAAUAUUCAGUAGUAAAGUUGCAGUUUGUAUGCGAGGUUCAGGGUUGAAACUCUGUAAUGUAAGAGCAGAGUCUAAUGACAUGAGAAAACUAGCUACAUGUUACUGUUUUUGUGACGACUAA